Tripterygium wilfordii is the source of this 529-nucleotide messenger RNA. RefSeq names its product MYB-like transcription factor ETC1. Gene Ontology annotation, molecular function: transcription cis-regulatory region binding. NCBI's taxonomy places the organism in Eukaryota, Viridiplantae, Streptophyta, Magnoliopsida, Celastrales, Celastraceae. Gene Ontology annotation, biological process: cell differentiation. The transcript has 3 exons. The record is from RefSeq and is a predicted model, not a curated record. Gene Ontology annotation, cellular component: nucleus. Bases 110 to 343 code for a protein of 77 amino acids.
CCCUAUCCUUAUUAUAUACUCCCUACACUACUUGCCUAAACCCUCACGACAUCCCUGAUAUUCUAUUCAGAGAUAGACAUAGAGAUAGAGGGGUUUCUCAUAUAGAAAAAUGGGCGAUUUGCAGCACACAUCCCAAGACCCUACUGAAGAUAAUUCUAAAGAUGCAAAAGGUGAGGAAUCCAAGCUUGAGUUCUCUGAAGAUGAGGAAAGUCUCAUUGCCAGAAUGUUUAGCUUGGUUGGCCAGAGGUGGGGUUUGAUUGCUGGGAGAAUACCAGGAAGAAGUGCAGAAGAGAUUGAGAAGUACUGGACUUCAAAGUAUAGCAGUAGCUCAAGUGGACAAUAACUUUAAAGCCCCAAGUCCUGCACAGUACUGGAGUGUUCUUGGGUAUGGUAUACAUACAAUACAUGGGUUGUAUGGGUUUAUUUAUAUAUUAUUUAUUUAUCAGUCUUUGUUUUGUCCCUUUAAUUCUUCUAUUCAAAGUACAAAUUAAACUAAGUGGAUUAUGACAGUUUUGUGACUUUAAUCUUC